Messenger RNA from Epithele typhae, 1032 nucleotides. RefSeq lists its product as uncharacterized. Lineage: Eukaryota; Fungi; Basidiomycota; Agaricomycetes; Polyporales; Epitheliaceae. The coding region runs from base 1 to 1032 and encodes 343 amino acids. The transcript has 4 exons. Gene Ontology annotation, molecular function: RNA binding. The record is from RefSeq and is a predicted model, not a curated record.
AUGUUCAUCGGUGGCUUGAACUGGGACACAACAGAUGAGUCUCUGAAGAAGUACUUCACGCAGUUCGGCAAGGUCGAGGCGUGCACCAUCAUGCGGGAUGCUGCUGGCCGUUCAAGAUGCUUUGCGUUCCUCACGUUCGAAGAUCCGGCGUCGGUGAACGCCGUGAUGGUGCGGGAACAUUUCCUAGAUGGCAAAGUUAUUGACCCCAAGCGUGCGAUCCCACGGCAAGAGCACCAGCGCGCGACCAAGCUCUUCAUCGGUGGCUUGCCUGGCAGCGUCACCUCCGAGUCCAUGCGCGAGUUCUUCUCCCAAUUUGGCAAGGUCGUCGACGCGACCGUCAUGCUCGACCGCGAGACGGGCCGGAGCAAAGGCUUUGGCUUCGUCUCGUUCGAGAACGUCAACGUCGAGCCCAUGCUCGGCUUCGGCAACCUCCAGAUUGACGGCAAGCUGCUCGCGCAGCCGCGCUCCCAGCGCGAGGCCUUCAACGAGAACGGCGGCACGGGCGCCGCCGCCGCCGCCACCAACAACGCCGGCGCGGGCGGGCGCAACAACUUCUCCAACGGCAACGGCGCGUACGGCGCACAAAACUUCGCGGGCGGGAACGCCAACGGCGCUGGGGGCGGCGCGGCCGGGGGCGCGAACGGGAACGGCAGGGCGCCGUUCGACCCCCAGGCGCUCGCGCAGCUGUACACGCGCAUGAUCUCGCAGAUCGGUGGGAUGAACCCGAUGAUGGGCGGGAUGGCCCCGGGGAUGAUGAGCGGCAUGGGCGGGGGCAUGGGAGGCAUGGGCGGGAUGGGUGGAGGAAUGGGCGGCGGGAUGGGCAUGCGCGGUGGCAUGGGCAUGGGCAUGGGCCGUGGAGGUCAUCACGGUGGGAUGGGCGGCCAUGCAGGGAUGCAGGGCCCGGGGUCGCUGGGCCCGAACGUGCCCAAAGGCCCGCGCAACGCCGCGCCGCCGACGGGCCCUAGUGGAGGUGUGGGCCCGCAGAGGACGGGGAACCGCAGCGGGCACGGCUACCACCCGUACGCGCGGUGA